AUGUUUGAUGGUUGUGAACCGACUGAUUGCAAGCGAAUCUUGCGGGUAGACAUGUCAAGCACGAUACGCGACGUCAGACGGCAAGUGGAGCGGUUCACAAUGGCGCUCGUGGCAGCCAAGGACACCAGAGAUCUCGGUUGCCCUCGUAUCGACGUGCAUUGCAACCAUGCUUCGCCCCGCACGAGGCCAACGAACAUAAAAGCAAAGCAUGUUCGAGGCUUGCAUCGAUCGAAAAGUCGUCAAGUCCUUCGUCGAGAUCCACGACCGUUGACUGUUACCCGAGGUCUCUAUCGUCGAACGAUAGCAGCACCCGUUUCCCUCUUCACCAAGCUCUUCAAACUCCCAAGCCCACAAGCACGCACAGAUCGAAAACUUGCCACCAUGGCGGACGAGAUCAAGAAGACUUCUUCGCUCGACAUCGAGACCAACACCUUCGAUGGUGAUGAUCAGCCGCUCGAGGUCAACAAGUCCACGGUCCAUGCCUCGGGCACGGUCCAGCUGACCGCUGGCAAGGUGGUGUACAUUCCGGCACCCACGUCGGACCCUCGCGAUCCACUCAACAUGCCCAUGUGGCAAAAGUCGGUCGUCGUUGUGAUCCUCUCCUUCUUUUCGGUUAUCGGCCUCGGCAUCGUCAGUGGCUUUGGUGGUCUGCUCGGCUUCUACAUCCCCGAGUAUGCCGCCAUUGGCAAAGGCUACAAGGAGAUCAGCUACAUGCUCAGCCUUCCCAAUCUUACCAUGGGCAUCGGCAACCUCAUCGGUAUGCCUCUUGCUGUCGCUGUGGGCCGUCGCAGCGUGUUCCUCGUCGCCACUGCCAUCAUGUGCAUCUCGAUCGGUCUCUGCGCUGGUGCUGGAAUCGCAGGCGCUCACUACAACUGGCAUCUCGCGGCUCGCCUUUUGCUCGGUCUCUCUGCGGGCCAGAGCGAGGCUUUGGUGCCCAUGAUCACCCAAGAGAUCUGCUUCCUGCACGAGCGCGCACGCUUCCUCAUGGUCCAGCAGACGAUCCAGGUGAUCGCUUGCGCCAUCUUCAUCCUCUUUGCUUCGCCCAUCGCAGGUGCCAUCGGCCCACAGUGGUGGUACGGCAUCGGAUGCAUCAUGAGCGGCGUCUGCUUCGUCGCUGCCUUCUUCCUGCUGCCAGAAACCAAGUACUACCGACCUCAAUCUGCAUACCAGGAGAACGCGGACGACAGCAGCGCCAAGGAAGGCCAGACGGGCUCGAACUUUGUGCUGCACACCGAGCGCCCUCCUCUGGACUUCGAGACGUACGAGGCUCGAAGCAUGCGUUCCGACCUGCGCCUCGUGGUUGGCAAGCCCGAGUGGAACAAGGCCUGGAUGGUGUUCCGGGAUGCGUGGACCAUGCUCUGGUUCCCCAACGUGCUCUGGGCUCUGCUCAUCAACGGUGUCACGCUCGGGUGCAACAUUGCGCUCUCGAUGACCUACGGUUCCAUCGUCGGCAAGGCACCUUACAACUGGUCCAACGACUCGGUCAGCUACGCCAACACAGGCCAGAUCGCCACCUCGCUCGUGGCGCUGCCCGUGUUCGGCUACGGCAGCGAUUUCAUCAUCAAGUGGUUCGCCAAUCGACGCGGCGGCAUCCACGAACCGGAGACACGCCUGAUCCCGCUCAUCUUCCCCAUGAUCAUCGGCAUCUUUACGAUUGUGCUUUACGGUCAAGGCGCCACGCACCCGGAACAGUACCACUGGUUCCUGUACUGCUGGUGCAUCGCCGCCUACUACUUCUGCUUCGUAGGCGCCAACAUUGUCACCAUCACGUAUUUGCUGGAUGCCUACCCUCAACGUGCCAGUUCGCUCCUCGUCAUUAUCUGCGCUUACCGUGGCAUCAUGUCGUUCGGAGUCAGCUACCGUGUUUGGGACAUGAUCGCAGCUCUCGGCUACGACGGCGCCUUCAACAUGUUCGGAGGCCUCACGGCUCUCGUCAGCGUCAUGGCUAUCGGUGUCUACUUUUUCGGCAAGCGCAUUCGUGUCUUUACCUCGCGAUUCGUCACUGUUCGCGACAAGGAGCAGUAG
This is a messenger RNA of Pseudozyma hubeiensis SY62, 2025 nucleotides long. Its product is annotated as transporter. Bases 1 to 2025 code for a protein of 674 amino acids. The transcript is spliced from 2 exons. Gene Ontology annotation, molecular function: transmembrane transporter activity. Gene Ontology annotation, cellular component: membrane. NCBI's taxonomy places the organism in Eukaryota, Fungi, Basidiomycota, Ustilaginomycetes, Ustilaginales, Ustilaginaceae. The record is from RefSeq and is a predicted model, not a curated record. Gene Ontology annotation, biological process: transmembrane transport.